Molecule: messenger RNA, 2496 nt
Organism: Xiphias gladius (swordfish)
Lineage: Eukaryota; Metazoa; Chordata; Actinopteri; Istiophoriformes; Xiphiidae
Product: polypeptide N-acetylgalactosaminyltransferase 10-like
Exons: 15
Coding region: 65-1870 (601 amino acids)
Cellular component (GO): Golgi apparatus
Source: RefSeq, a predicted model, not a curated record
AGCGGUGGUUUCGGGACUCGCCAGUUUUCCUCCGCCGCCGCUUCGCACGCUUUCUCCCGGAGAGAUGAGGCGGAAGGAGAAGAGGCUGCUGCAGUUCGCCGGGCUGCUCUUGGCGGCUCUUCUCUUCCUCCCGAACGUCGGGCUGUGGUCUCUGUACAGGGACCGAGUGUUCGACAACUCGCCCGACGCAGCGGACGGUCCGGGCGGCAUCCCCCCGGUACAGGAGCUGAGCCAGAUGAGGAAGGCCGCUCGGGUUGGACUCGACGGUGUGCGGCGGACAGACUGGCACAACUACGAAGCGAUGAGGAGAGAUGCUGCUCGCGUCGGUAACGGUGAACAGGGGAAGCCGUUCCCUCUGACAGAAACCGACCAGGUCGACCAGGCCUACAGGGAGAACGGAUUCAACAUUUACGUCAGCGACCGGAUCUCCCUCAACCGCUCCCUCCCUGACAUCCGCCACCCAAACUGUAAACAGAAGCUGUAUGCGGAGAAGCUGCCCAACACCAGCAUCAUCAUCCCGUUCCACAACGAGGGCUGGUCGUCACUGCUGAGGACCGUUCACAGCGUGCUCAACCGCUCUCCUCCACAGCUCAUCGCGGAGGUCAUCCUGGUCGACGACUUCAGCGACAAAGAGCACCUAAAGGUUCCACUAGAGGAGUACAUGAUGCGGAUUCCGAAGGUUCACAUCUUGAGGACAAAGAAGAGGGAAGGGCUGAUCAGGACUCGCUUGUUGGGAGCCGCAGCUGCUAAAGGAGAAGUCAUCACCUUCCUGGACUCUCACUGUGAGGCCAACGUCAACUGGCUGCCUCCACUGCUAGACCGAAUCGCCCAGAACAGGAAGACCAUCGUGUGUCCAAUGAUUGACGUGAUCGACCACGACAACUUUGGUUAUGACACGCAGGCGGGGGACGCCAUGCGAGGAGCUUUUGACUGGGAAAUGUACUACAAACGGAUCCCCAUCCCCCCGGAGCUGCAGAGGGACGACCCUAGUGAACCCUUUGAGUCACCGGUGAUGGCGGGUGGACUGUUUGCCGUGGACAGGAAGUGGUUCUGGGAGCUGGGAGGAUAUGACACGGGUCUGGAGAUCUGGGGAGGAGAGCAGUACGAGAUCUCCUUCAAGGUGUGGAUGUGUGGUGGUCGGAUGGAGGACAUCCCUUGCUCCAGGGUAGGACACAUCUAUAGGAAGUACGUCCCCUACAAGGUCCCGGGCGGGAUCAGCUUGGCAAAGAACCUAAAACGCGUGGCAGAGGUGUGGAUGGACGAAUACACCGAAUACAUCUACCAGCGUCGGCCCGAGUACCGCCACCUGUCAGCGGGAGACAUGACGGUGCAGAAGGAACUGAGGAACCGGCUCAACUGCAAGAGCUUCAAGUGGUUCAUGAGCGAGGUGGCCUGGGAUCUGCCCAAACACUACCCACCGGUGGAGCCUCCCGCUGCUGCCUGGGGAGAGAUACGAAACGUGGGCAGCCACAUGUGUAUGGAGAUCAAACACUUUGUGUCAGGGAGCCCCAUUCGCCUGGAGAGCUGUGUGAAAGUAGGCUGGAGUCAUGGACAGGUGUUGACAUUUGGCUGGAGGGAGGAUAUUCGAGUGGGUGACCCCAUGCACACGAGGAAGGUGUGCUUUGACGCGGUCUCCCAGAACAGCCCCGUCACCCUGUACGACUGCCACGGCAUGAAGGGGAACCAGCUGUGGCGCUACAGAAAGGAUAAGAGUCUGUAUCACCCCGUCAGCAACAGCUGCAUCGACAGCAGCCCCAGCGAGCGGCGCGUCUUCAUGAACACGUGCGACCCCUCCUCCCCCAGCCAGCAGUGGCUGUUUGAGAGAACCAACGCCACCGUGCUGGAGCACUUCAACCGGGGCACCGACUGAGGGCACUGGGCAGUGAGAUGAGGCGUCUUCCGAAGAAAAAGAUCAUGGAACAAUGAUCACCUUUGAUCAGGGCCAAACUCCCGGAAGCCUUUUUAGAAUAUGUUUCUGCGUACAAUUUGAAGAUGAGAAUGGAAGCUACGAAUGGACAACAUGCUGCUUUAGAAACAUUCCCCCGUGGUGAAGCAGUGACCCGCUGCACUGGCCGAGAGCUCAGAGCACUGGUCGGACCGCACACAGCGACAUCCAGAAUCCAGUCGUACAGCAUGAGCUUGUGACGAGGAAGGAGGACGGGGAGAACCACGGUGGAACCUGAUUGUCCUGUGGAAGCCCAAAAAAACUGCAGUUUGGAGGUCAAGAAUUCACAAGAGACAAAGAUUUGCAAAGAUGCUCCUUUGAAUCUGUCAAACACAGACUCUGCUGGAUAGAAUGGAUGAUCUUUUCUUUUGCCUCUUUUAACCUUGCGUUUUUUUUCUAUUAUUGCCUUAAAAAUUUCAACAACGGGAUGUGCCUGCUCUUUGUUUUUAUUCAUGGUACCAAAACACUUUUUGAAAGCAGUUAUUCUAUGGAACCUGGGAGAGAAAAAAAUCAUCAAACAUAUUUGUGAACAAUUAUUCCUGCACAAUGAG